AAGGGGGCGGGGCGAAGGCGAGCGAGUGGCGGGAGGCUCCGUGUGUCGUCGUCGUUGUUGUUUGACCGUCGCCGCCUCCCGUUUUGCUGUCGAUUAUCCGUUGGGGGCACAGGUGGUGUAUCAGCCAGUCAUCUCGGUCAUCUCAGUCAGUCGACCCGUGGCACCUGGGUCUGCCCCGUGACCUCCUGCCAGCGGGCGUUUGACACUUCACGUGGCCUCAAGCAGCUGAACCGCCUGCCCGCACACUCCCAGCAAGAUGAGCUUCCCUGCCCACGAUUGGAAGGAAUUUGCGGAGAAGGAUGUGGACGAGGAGGAAGAAGAGGCGGCGGAGGGGCAGGGUAAUGGGGGCCCCUCGGUCAGCCGAGACAGCCUCGUGUUCCUGGUGGACGCGUCAGAGGCGAUGUUCAUCAAGGAGGAGGACUCCGAGCACAGCCCCUUUGAGAUGAGCAUCAAGUGCGUGCACAGCGUGUACCUCUCCAGGGUGAUCAGCAGGGAGCGCGACCUCCUGGGGCUCGUGUUCUUCGGCACAGAAAAGCACACCAACGAGCUGUUCAAGCACGUGUACGUUUACCACAGCCUCGACAUUCCCGGCGCAAGCCGCAUCCAGGAGCUGGCCCGGCUGACGAGCUGCGACGUGCGGUCCAAGGUGGAGUCGCUGCUGGGUCACUCGACCGACUUCUCGCUGCGCGACGCAUUCUUCACCUGCUCACAGCUCUUCAGCGCCUCCAAGGACCGGCUGAGCCACCGGCGGGUGUUGCUGCUCACGAACCAGGACGAGCCGCAUGCCGACAAUGCGGAGCGAGCCAAGCUGGCGCGCACCAAGGCCGCUGACCUGCGCGGCAUCGGCGUGACGUUGGAGGUGCUGCCGCUGGGCAAAGCCGGCGGGUUUCGCAUGGACGCCUUCUACCGCGACAUCGUCAGCGAGGAGGAGGGGGGGGGCGGGGACCCCGGAGCGUCGCGCGACCCGGCGUGCCGCCUCGGCGAGCUCCUGCAGGUGGUGCGCACCAAGGAUUAUCCGAAGAGGGCGAUGGCUCGGCUGCCGCUGAAGCUGGGCGAGGGCUUGAGCCUGGGCGUCGCCGUGUACACGCUCACGCGCACUGCCCACAAGUCCUUUCCCGUAAAGCUAUACCGCGAGACUAACGAGCCCGUCAAGGCCAAGAAGCAAACCUUCCACGCCAAGACGGGCCGCCUGCUGCUGCCCAGUGACACCAAGAAGUCACAGGUGUACGGCUACAGACAGAUCGUGCUGGAGAACGAGGAGGUCCAAGAGGUUAAGAAGUUCUUUGACCCGGGGCUGGUGCUCGUUGGCUUCAAGCCCAUGGAGUAUCUCAAGAAGCAUCACCACCUGCGUCCCACGCAGUUCAUCUACCCCGAAGAGAGCCUCUUCACAGGGAGCGCGCGUCUGUUCACGGCGCUGCUAACGCAGUGCCUGAAGCGCGGCGUGUGGGCGCUGUGCCACUACACGCCGCGCCACAAUGCGCAGCCGCGCUUGGUGGGGCUGCUGCCACAGGACGAGGUGAAGGAGGAAAACGGCGCUCAGGUCACGCCGCCCGGCUUCCACAUUCUGUUCCUGCCGUUCGCUGACGACGUGCGCAAUGUGCCGAAGCUGGAGGGUGUUGGCUGGGCCAGUCGCGAGCAGGUGGACAAGAUGAAGGCCAUCGUGGAGAGGCUCAAGUUCACGUACAGGAGCGAGAGCUUUGAGAACCCCUCGGUGCAGCAGCACUACCGCAACUUGGAGGCGAUGGCGCUCGACCUGGAGAUGCCAGAGGCCAUAGUGGACUACACACGGCCCCCCGUGGAGCGAAUCGAGGAGCGAGCCGGCACCCUCAUCAGCGAGUUCAAGGAGCUCGUGUUUCCCCCGGGCUACGAAGCGGGACAGCCCAGCGGCGUCAAGCGCAAGUCAGCGGUGAGAAAAACAGAUAAGCCCAAGGUGGAGCUGGUGCUGAGUAACGAGGACGUGCGGGCGAUGGUGCUGGACGGCUCGCUGGUGCGCCACACCGUGGCAACCCUGCGGGACAUCUGCAAGCGCUUCCAGCUGCGCCACCCGGGCAGCAAGAAGCAGGACCUCAUCGACUCCAUCACCAACUACUUCAGCAAGACCGAGCCGAUCUAAGCUCACGGUGACACGUAGGGUUGUCGUCCCCUGUCUCUAAAGCAGAGGCCGUUGCGGAUCGGUGACAAGGCGAGGUGGGCAUCGUGUAACCUGUGCACGUGGCGCUUGGGGUUAGGGAUUCGGAGUUAAGGGGGGUAGUGUUGGGGGUUAGGGAUUC
This is a messenger RNA of Lethenteron reissneri (Far Eastern brook lamprey), 2270 nucleotides long. RefSeq names its product X-ray repair cross complementing 6 (gene XRCC6). The record is from RefSeq and is a predicted model, not a curated record. Gene Ontology annotation, biological process: telomere maintenance; double-strand break repair via nonhomologous end joining. Gene Ontology annotation, molecular function: DNA helicase activity; double-stranded DNA binding; damaged DNA binding. Lineage: Eukaryota; Metazoa; Chordata; Hyperoartia; Petromyzontiformes; Petromyzontidae. Gene Ontology annotation, cellular component: nucleus; Ku70:Ku80 complex.